Astyanax mexicanus (Mexican tetra) is the source of this 3766-nucleotide messenger RNA. It is a transcript of the gene gem, whose product is annotated as GTP binding protein overexpressed in skeletal muscle. The coding region runs from base 278 to 1126 and encodes 282 amino acids. Gene Ontology annotation, biological process: negative regulation of high voltage-gated calcium channel activity. The record is from RefSeq and is a predicted model, not a curated record. NCBI's taxonomy places the organism in Eukaryota, Metazoa, Chordata, Actinopteri, Characiformes, Acestrorhamphidae. Gene Ontology annotation, molecular function: GTP binding; calcium channel regulator activity; GTPase activity. The transcript has 4 exons. Gene Ontology annotation, cellular component: plasma membrane.
UGGUUAGGCUGCAGAUUAGAGACAGAAAAAGCUGAGGAGUUGAUCUAGGAAUAGCAGCAGCUCGCAGUCAGGAGUCAGAUCAGGUCCUGAGACUCUAUCCGAGCACAACUCGGAGCUCACAGUUCCGCUGCUGCUCUGUUUGUUUGUUGGGUUUACGGGACUUUUUUCUGAGCGCGCUGUCCGGGUUUGGGGGCUCUUAGCCCGCUGAGUGUGUUCUCCUCCCCGCGGCUCGGUCGGUUUCCCGCGUUUCCGCUCGAUCUAAAGGAGCCGGAGCAUCAUGACUCUCCUCGCGAGCGUGCGGCGCCACAGCCUGCGCGUGCAGCAGCGCCUGCACCGGUGGAGCAUCUGCGGGACGGAGGGAGGGCACCUGCUGACUGACGGACCCUCCACCUCCUCCGCUGCUGCAGGACCGCCGCGCUCCCGCUCCUGCUGCUACGAGGAGCCCCCCGCCCUGCCCCCCAGCGCCAGCGGACCCUUCACCGUGGUGCUGCUGGGGGAAGACGGCGUGGGAAAGACGGCGCUCGCGAGCAUUUUCGCCGGGGCUGCAGACAGCAUGCAGUGCGACUGCGAGCAGUAUGGAGGUGAGACGGUGGAGCAGCACAUGGUGGUGGAUGGUGAAAGUGCUACCGUUACAUUAUUGGACAUGUGGGAUUCCCAGAAUGGAGACAGCUGCCCACAGUCCGGAGAUGCCUUCAUCAUCGUCUACUCCAUAACAGACAGAGCCAGUUUCCAGAAAGCUUCUGAACUGCGAGUGCAGCUGCGGCAAGAGCGCGAGCCUAAUCAGACUCCCAUCAUCCUCGUGGGCAACAAGUGUGACCUUGUCCGGAGGAGAGAAGUGUCAGUCAAUGAGGGUCGAACUUGUGCAAUGGUCUUCGACUGCAAGUUCAUUGAAACAUCAGCAGCGAUGCAGCACAACGUCUGGCCCCUGUUCGAGGGCAUUGUCCGCCAGCUGCGUCUGCGGAGGGACAGCGCCGAGGCCAUCAACCGAUGGCGAGCUCAGUUCCAGCAGUCCGAAAGCGUCCAUAAGAAAGCCAAGCGCUUCAUUGAUAAACUGGUGGCCAAAAAGAACAAGCAUGCAGCGUUCAGGCUGAGGUCCAAAUCCUGCCAUGAUCUGUCCGUUCUGUGACCUCUUGACCUGUACUGGGAGUGUGGGAGAAGAUAUUUACAAAAACUGACUGAACCAAGCCAAAUAUUUAUGUUUAUUUAUAUUAUUUAAUACUUUUCCCUCAGUUUGUUGGAGAUUAUUUUGACUAUCAAUAGCUGGUAGUCACAUCAGAGCAUAAAGUAUUGUUCAACUAGGGCUGGAGAAUAGUUCUUAUCAGUAUAUUUCACCAUAAACACAUUUCAUUACUGGUCAUAUGUUUGUGAUAUUUUAACAUACAUUAUUUACAGCAUUCUUCAAAGACUGAAAUUUGUUUAAGGGCACAUUACAUUAUCAGAAGUCUGCGGAUCAUCUGUCCAGAAUUAUAUCAUAUUGACUAAAAUGAAGAAAUAUAUACAGCUCUGGGAAAAAUAAGAGACCACUUCCGUUUCUCUAAUUUUGCUAUUUAUAGGUUUAUGUUUGAGUAAAAUGAACAUUGUUGUUUUAUUCUAUAAACUACAGACAAUAUUUCUCCCAAAUUCCAAAUAAAAAUAUUGUCAUUUAGAGCAUUUAUUUGCAGAAAAUGAAAAUUGGCUGAAAUAACAAAAAAGAUGCAGAGCUUCCAGACCUCAAAUAAUACAAAGAAAACGUUUAAAAGUUCAUAUGCAUAAAAUUUUAAGAGUUCAGAAAUCAAUAUUUGGUGGAAUAACCCUGGUUUUUAAUCACAGUUUUUAUGCAUCUUGGCAUGUUCUCCUCCACCAGUCUUACACACUGCUUUGGGAUAACUUUAUGUCUUUACUCCUGGUGCAACAAUUUAAGCAGUUCAGCUUGGUUUGAUUGCUUGUGAUCAUCCAUCUUUUCAAUUUGGUAAAAAAAAAAAAAAAAAAAAAUUUAGGUGGUCUCUUAUUGAGUUGUAUCUAUAUAUAUAUAUAUAUCAUCCAGCCCUAUGUUCAACUAAAACUACUGUACUGCUUGUUAUUUUUUAUAUUAUCAGAAGUUUUAGAUGCUUAAAAUUUGAUUCUGUAUCACAAAAACUUAAGAUAUUCCUCAGAGAAGCAGAAAGAGAGUUUAAAACUAUGCCCUGUUCACUUUUAUGUUUAGUAUUACAAACCGACACAGAACUACGGGACAUUCUUUAAAAUAAAGCUGUCUCUAGAGGCUCUUUGAGUGAUGAGCCUUAGAAAAAACAUUGGCUCUAUACAGAACAAUGUUUGUAAUAGAGAUGUAGGAGUUGUAGAAGUAGAUGUAGAUGUAAAAGAAGUAAGAGUUUUCUGACCUUCUUUAGAUGUGUUAGAUGCGUCUGUGGGCUACGAUGGGUAAUAUGGAAAAUUAUCAAGAUUUUAACCCUUUAACACCCUGCAUCCAUUACAAUAGACAUCACAGGCUCAUUCUUAUAGUGAACUAAUUUUAUGUUUUAAACACUUUUAUCAUGUUUCUUUAAUUGUUUAGAGAUGUGAAAUAAAAAGGUCAAUAUAAUUUUUUUAAUUAAAAUGUUAAACACAGGUUUCGAGUGCAAUUAACAUUUUAAAAGCAUAAUUUUUUUUUUAAAGUUAAUUGGAAUUCAUUUUUAGUUUUUAUAUUAAAAUAUUAGAAUCGUCUUUUCUUAUAUUUUAUUCUUAUAUUUUGGAACAUAAUUCAAGUCUGAAAGGGUUAAGAUACAGACAAAAUAUACUAGUAAAAGCAGAUUCUUUAAAAAAAGCAUUUUUUAAAAAAUACUAUCUCAUGCAUAAUACAGUUAUUUUAAAUAUUUUAAUCUGGUCCACUGGACUAAUUACACUCUCUGUAAUGAAAUCGACCAUAGUUUAGUGUUUUUUAAGCACCGAUAAUGCUUAAAUAAUCUAUAUAUAUCUAUGUAAAAUUCCCAAAAAAGUAUACUGUGUGUCACAAUAAGAAAAAUUACUAAAAUCAAUAUAACCCCUUUGUUUUGGAAUGCAUCUCUAUUACAGUCAUGAUUCUAGCUUCUAUGGCAUCACACAAAGAACCACUUAUGUAAAGCACCUUUAUUUGUAAUGUAUUUAUUGUAAUGUACAAACAGUAUACCCUAGCAGACGUGGAAUUUCUACAAUAUACUGUAUUAUAUGAGAAUGUGACUACAGCCACCAGAAACUGUGUAAUGCUAGCUUUCCAAGUGUUUUACCUGAAUCCCUGAUCACUGAAGCACUGUUCACUAUGAUAGAGUUCACUCUAGUGCUCCUAUUUUCCCUCUAUAGUCACUACUGAUUAGGAGACGAAUGUGACUUGAGAGAAUUCAUUGGCAGGUGAAUGCACUUGCAGCUUCUGAGAAUGUGUGAUAAUUGAGAAUGUAUUUUCAUGAGGUGUGUAGGAGAUAGCGAUGAGCGGUCAGUCUGUAGACGCUGUGCUAGAUUCAGACAUUCAGCACCAUCUGUGAUGGACCGAAAUCAAACUCGCUACCCACAUCCUCCUGCUGUUCAACAUGCAUUCACCAGGAGUCCCCGCUCCAAUCCAAAUCAGCCUUUUACCUCCCUAAAGGCAAUUUUACAAUAUACAUUUUUUUUACUGUUUUUAAUAUAUGAGAUAUAAUAUAUUGUUGUGUAUCAGUAUACAGUAGUUACAGUGUAUACUUCUAAAUGUGUCCUUGUACCUCAGUGUGUAAAGAUCUAUUUUCCAUGUGUGUUUCUGAUCUAAAUUUGUAAUUUCAUAUCAAAAUAAAAAGCUAUUUUUAUA